UUCACCACACUCUUCACUCAAACCGAAACAAUAGACCAUACACAAAAAUAGCAAAUGGCAAACAAGCUCUUCCUCGUUUCUGCAACUCUCGCCCUCUGCUUCCUCCUCACCAACGCUUCCAUCUACCGCACCGUCGUCGAGUUCGACGAAGAUGACGCCACUAACCGCCAAUUCCGCCCACAACAGAAAUGCCAGAGGGAGUUUCAGCAACAACAACACCUAAGAGCUUGCCAGAGCUGGAUGCGCCAGCAAUCUAGGCAAGGCCGUGGUAGCGGUCCCGCCCUCGAUGAUGAGUUUGAUUUCCAAGACGACAUCGAGAACCCACAGCGGAGAGACCCCGUACUCCAACAGUGCUGCAACGAGCUCCAACAGCAAGACCCAGAGUGCGUUUGCCCCACCUUGAAACAGGCAGCUAGAGCUGUUAGACUCCAGGGACAGCAAGGACCUUACCAAGCCAGCCAAAUUCUCCAGACCGCUAAGCGCUUGCCUAACAUUUGCAACAUCCCACAAGUUGGUGUUUGCCCCUUCAGGGCCUCCCCUUACUACUAAAUUUGAAACCUAGCACGAUGAUUAUGAGUGUGACGACUAAUGUAUGUUAAUACUAUAUACACAAUCAUCGUGUGUGUUUUUUACAAAUAUGUAAGUUAAUGUUUGCGGCUAAUAUAAUUAGUACUACAUACCGUAAUAAAAGAGAGGUUUCUGUUUUAUA
Messenger RNA from Camelina sativa (false flax), 709 nucleotides. Lineage: Eukaryota; Viridiplantae; Streptophyta; Magnoliopsida; Brassicales; Brassicaceae. The record is from RefSeq and is a predicted model, not a curated record.